Molecule: messenger RNA, 1893 nt
Organism: Schistosoma turkestanicum
Lineage: Eukaryota; Metazoa; Platyhelminthes; Trematoda; Strigeidida; Schistosomatidae
Source: the annotation of a GenBank genome assembly
UGAAGGUUGGUGACUGUUAACCAAUGAUCCUGCCGGACGUGGAAUCGCGGUUGUUUGUAUUGACAAUUUUGCAGUUGUUCGCGAUCUUACUCGUAUGAACCCCAGCUCCGGCAUGUUUUAAUUAAACUGAUUGUUUCGCUCUAUACUGAAGUCGCUACCCAAAGGUUCUUUGACUGGCUGAUAUUCACGUGCCUUUGGACUGAAAACGAAUUCACGUACUAGAAAUUACAAUGAUUCCUUUGUUGAUCUUAUUGCUUGGUAAUAUCAUGCAACUAACAUUAACCGUACGUGGUGAUGAUUGCGAAAAGUGUAAAAAUGUUGCAAAAGGUUUUGUUUUAGGAUUUCGCAAAUCAGCUGGUAAAAAUUUUGGAGGAGGAAAUUCUCUGUGGGAAGAAAAGCACUUAGGAAGUUACUCUGUUAGCGAAGUACGCUACCACGAUAUAAUCGAAGGAAUUUGCAGUGAUGCCAAGCAAGCAGUUAAGUGCCAUGAGUUUCUGGAAAACAUUGAGCAUCAUUUAGAAGAAUGGUGGCUUAGGGAUUUUAGGAGUGAUGCUAAUAAAAUAGAGGGGUUUGAAGAGGAUCUUUGUGUCAAUCGAACAAAGUUUUGCUGUCCUGCUAAUUCCUUCGGGACUUCAUGUCUUUCAUGUCCAUCAUGUUAUCCUACUGGUGGCAGGUGUGAUGGUAAUGGAACACGUUCUGGAACAGGAAGUUGUAUAUGCAACGACGGAUAUACAGGAGAGCUAUGCAACAAGUGUACCUUAGAAACUCACUUUCAGUCCCACAAUGACCUUUCGAUGGCAUGCAUACGAUGUCAUUUGUCGUGUUCCGGUGGUUGUUCUGGUCCAUUUUCUGAAAAUUGUUCUGCUUGUGCUGUCGGAUGGGUAAACGUAGAUUCUGGUGAUCAGAAAGGAUGUGUUGAUAUAAAUGAAUGUGAUCAUAAUCCUUGCAACAGAUCUACACAUUUUUGUCUAAACAAACCUGGUUCAUACGAAUGUGUUUCUUGCCAUUCCGCUUGCGAUAAAUGUUCUGGUUCGACUGCAAAUGAUUGUGAAUCUUGUGCAAAGGGUUACCAAAGAGGAAGUGGAGAUGUAUGUGAAGAUAUCAAUGAAUGCAAUGCUGACAGUAAUAUUUGUAAUAGCGAAGGAGAAAUUUGCAUAAACACAGUUGGGAGUUUUAAAUGCGAUUGCAAGAAUGGAUACAAGCGGACAAGCAGUGGAUGUGUGUUGGUUGCGAAACCAGAAGAAGGUUCGAAAACAUCUAGUAAGUUCGGAACACAGUCAACGGUUCAUAACUUUAACUCACGCAAUCGUAACACACAGAGAAUAAUAUGGACUGUCACUUACACAAAAGAAUUCCUCAAAUACUCUGCAUCUCUAGUCUCAUUUGGCACGUUUUGUUGGUUUGCUAAGGGACAUCUUUUCGCAAUUAUGUUUGCUUCAUUAAUAAUUGGCUUAUAUGUGUAUUUUCAGAGUAUUAAGUUCGAUUUUUUAUUUGUGAACCAAAAAUAGACACGAGUUCUUACUGAAUCUUGUAAUUCCUCCCUACAGAAUAUGUGGAAACUGGACGAAGUGUCGAUGGUGACGAUACUUUGAAAAAAGAUAAGCUAUAUUCUAAUCAUUUUUCGGAAGAACUUUGACUUCAGAGUGUGCAAUCAUUUUGUUUAAAACAAAUCUUAAUCGUGGCUAUUAAAUGUAUUAAUUUUAUAGUCUUGAUGAAUUUUUCGUCUUUGACAUUCUCUAUCUUGUCGUCGAGCUCUUAUCAUGAUACUCCGGACUAGGUUAAAUACUACGUUUUGUAUGCAAGCUAUUUUAUAUUUUUCAAAUUCAUGUCUAUGUUUUACCAGUCACUUUUGUGGUGUUUUAGUCAAUACAGAUAAAUUACAUCAAUUCAGAA